This is a messenger RNA of Daldinia vernicosa, 3821 nucleotides long. Its product is annotated as TPR-like protein. Gene Ontology annotation, molecular function: protein binding. The record is from RefSeq and is a predicted model, not a curated record. Lineage: Eukaryota; Fungi; Ascomycota; Sordariomycetes; Xylariales; Hypoxylaceae. Bases 388 to 3750 code for a protein of 1120 amino acids. The transcript has 3 exons.
GGAGUCGACCGUAGAUGUAGAGUGUAAGUCUCUCCCGAAUACGCUCAGGAAAGCUCUAAUGAUAUUAGUUUCGUCUGCACCAUUGCGCAUGAGACCAAGGAAAUUGUUCGUCUAAGAAGCUACAAUUUGCCUGAUAAACUUCACAUUCCUGCUACUAUUUCUGAAGCUGCACUCGCCACAUCCGCCGCAACGACUUUCUUCGAUCCCGUUGAUAUCGGGCAACGAAGGUUCUCUGAUGGCGCGUUGGGGGCAAAUAAUCCAGUAGAAGAGGUGGAGGGGGAAGCCUCAAACAUCUGGUGUCCUGACACGGCAGAUCUAAAGCCUCUUGUCAAAUGCUUCGUUUCGGUGGGGACUGGGAAUCCUGGGAAGAAACCGAUUAAGCUUAAGAUGCUUAAGUUCCUUUCCCAGACGCUGGUAGAAAUUGCGACGGAGACCGAUAAUACGGAAAAGAGAUUCAUAGCUAAGUGGCGUCAACACUUCGAUAACAACCGGUACUUCCGCUUCAGUGUCGACCAAGGACUACAGCAUAUCAAAUUGACGGAAUACCAGGAACAAGGCGCUAUAGAGGCGGCAACAGAUGGGUAUCUUGAUCAUCAAGCGCAGGGAUUUCGGGUACGGGACUGCGUUCGAAAUUUGAAAUUGAAGCAAAAUGUCUCAGCAACGGACAUCUCGCGUAUGCUUGCCAUAGGAGCGACACCUACUCAUUCUAUAGACAUGUUAGAAAAGAUCCGGAAAGACAGGUCAGAUCUGAAGUACAGAUGCGAUAUGUGGCUCAAGCCGUCGAAUAUGAGGGAAAUUUACAACAACCAGAUUCGAGAAAAGUUGCUUGGAACAUGUGAAUGGAUAUGGUCGCACUCUAUAUUCUCGGAAUGGAGCAGUAACUCAACGUAUCCAGCAGCCGUAGACCGUCGUCUACUCUGCAUCUACGGCACCCAUGGCUGUGGGAAAACUGUCCUGGCAUCCUCGAUUGUGGAGUCAUUGAGAAAUAAAGGAAAGAAAGUAUUCUUCUUCUCUUUCUCUGGCGCGGAUACUAGUCGACAAACCUUGGAUAACCUAGCCCGAUCAUUGUUGUGGCAAGUAUUACAGGAAUCAAUCUCGGACGAGAGCUUCGAUAUUAUGCGAGACCUUAUGUCGCGUGGCCAACCCUUAACCUCCGAGCUGUGGACUACCUUUAAAGAUAUCACAAUAUCUAUAUCAGGGCUCAUAUACUGGGUAAUAGACGGAGUUGACGAAUGCAAGGAAUCUGGUGAAGAGCUCUUUAAUCAGGUCAUUGACCUUCUUACUGCCAACAAGAAUGCGCGCGCUGUCCUCUUGGGGAGAACGCACGUCCUUCAGCCAAUUAACCAAACGAAUUACGCAAUCGAGAUUACUCCCAGCUUAAUCGAGCCCGACAUUGACGCAUUCAUUAAUACUGAGAUAGAUAGGUCCACUAUCCUCCAAUCCCCUCAAGUUCGCGCCCUCGCAUUCAAGACUCUUCGCGACGGUUCCCAAGGCAUGUUCCUUUGGGUGAAAUUGAUGGUUCGCGACCUUUGUAAGUCUUCCUCCAAAGCGGAAGUCAUUCAAAGAUUGCACAAUAUGCCACAAGGUCUUCAAAAGGCUUACCGGCACUUCCUUUCACAACUCGUGGAGGAUUUAGAUGGUGUCGACCUCAGAUUUACUCAACGCCUUCUAGCAUUCGUUAUAGCAGCCCGUCGGCCGUUGAAGAUCGAGGAACUACGAUACGCUCAAGCACUGGCAACCAGGUCCGAUUUGAAGACAUCACACGAAUGCUCACUCGAGGAUUGCAUGCUAGAGGACAUAGCUGGAAAAGUCCUGCGUAUCUGCGGAAGUUUUAUGCAAAUAACCGAUGGAGUCGUUUCGCUAGUUCAUAUAUCUGCCAAAGAGUUUUUAACUAGACCAGAGAGCGAAUGGUCAUGCGAUGGUAAUCACAAAAUCAUCGACCUACGGGUCGAUCUAGAAGAAUCGCACUAUUUGUUCGUCUCGACCUGCAUUGACUACCUGGAAAUUGGUAAAUACGGCUUCCCAUUGCAGGAUCAGGAUGAAUGGUUGAUGCUCUAUGGUGUCCAUCAAUUUCUGGAGUAUUCGUCCAAAAACUUGAUUUACCACAUUAAUAGAGCUAGAAAGUUUUCUAUUGACGUAGUCAACAAAUUUGACCAAUAUUUCAGAUCGGAAGCAAGCUUAUCUUGGGUUGAAUACUUCGCGAUACAUUUGGUGGAAGAUGGGUCUUCUGGCGUUGAGGCUGAAGAGUUCAAAACCUGGAUCGAAAAUGGAGCCGAAGACAGGUUCUUAGAGCACGUUAACUUGCACUUACGUCGACAGCUUGAGAACAUAAAGCAGAGCUUUGGUGAAAAUGACCGGCGAACAGAUUACUACAGGCUGUUCCUUGGCAUGAUGACGGAUGAUGACACUGAUGAAUCCACCAGCAGCGUAUCCGAUUACCAUACCUCCACGCCCGACUUCGCCAUACAUACAGGUACAAAUGAUAUUCGUCAGACAGUUCCCAUGAUGACGAAAAUAUUAAACCAGAACAGCGUGCUGCCGGCUCCGAAGCAACUCGAGUUAUUCCUAAGAUUGCGAUACCAUAUUCAGCGAGCAAAGACUUUAACGGAUCCUCUCGAACUUCUAUUCCGUCUCAUUUUACGAAAUGCCGGGAACGUCUCUGUUUACGUAUUGCUGAUAAUUGGCAAUUUCUACGAAAGAGUGGAUCAAUCUGAGAAAGCCUUACAAGUUUAUUACAGUAUAAUAACGAAAUUUGGAGACCGUGAAGUUCCAAUGAAGUAUAGGAUAUGGAGUGCAAUUGGCUCUACUAAUUACGAUCUCGAUCGAUAUCAAGAGGCAGAGGAGGCGUAUCAGCAGGCAGCUGAAGGACUGGGAAAGAUACUUGGCCAAGGGCACCCCGACACUCUAUCCGCGAUGGACGAAUUGGGAUGCAUUUUUCAAGAUCAAGCAAAGGACACAGAAGCGGAAGAGACUUUUCAAAAGGUCUUAAAAGAAGAGCAAAGGGUAUAUGGCCCAGAGCAUAGCUAUACUCUAAUUACCAUGCGCAGUCUCGGACGCACUUUGUACAAUCAAAAGAAAUAUGCAGAAGCACAAGAAAUAUUUCAACGGGAAGUACAAGGACGACAAAAAAUACACGGCUUGGAGCAUCUAGGUACUCUUUUAGCCAUACAAGACCUAGGAGAAACUUUUAAUAGGCAAGAAAAGUAUGCAGAAGCAGAAGAAACUCUUCAACAUGUGAUAAAAGGGAGACAGAAGAGAUAUGGCGCAGAAUGUAGGAUUCCUUUCGAAACUUUGAAUGAGUUAGGGAUUGCGUUCUACGGCCAAGGAAAAUAUGAACGAGCAGAAGAAAUGUAUCAACAAGCGAGGAAGGGAUGGGAAAACUUAUAUGGCCCAGAGGACAGAGAUACUCUGGAAGCCCUAUACAAUUUAGCGAAGGUAUUUAACGUAACUGGGAGGUAUUUACAGGCAGAGGAAAUGUAUCGACGGGUAUUAAAAGGAUAUGAAAAGGCAUUUGGUCUAGAGGACGCAAGGACUCUUCAGACCAUAUGUGAGCUAGGAUACGCCUUCGAGAAUCAAGCCAAGGAUGUACAAGCAAAGGAAAUGUAUCAACGGGCAGCAAAAGGGCGCGAAAAAACACUUGGGCCAAACCAUAAAGACACACUACACAGCAUGGAAGAUUUAAAAUAUAUCCUUGGCUGUUUGGAGGACGACGAAUGGGAAGGGGAGCAGAUGCGAGCGCUAUUUGGCUAGGACAGCCUGAUUCAUAUAGCUUGUAUGAUUCAUAUUCGGUCGUAAUAAUAAUAUACAUCAAUAGAAUAAAG